This is a messenger RNA of Juglans microcarpa x Juglans regia, 1526 nucleotides long. Its product is annotated as alpha/beta hydrolase domain-containing protein 17C-like. The coding region runs from base 235 to 1359 and encodes 374 amino acids. The transcript has 5 exons. NCBI's taxonomy places the organism in Eukaryota, Viridiplantae, Streptophyta, Magnoliopsida, Fagales, Juglandaceae. The record is from RefSeq and is a predicted model, not a curated record.
AUCUCUCUCUCUCUCUGACUGUGGAGUGUGGACUAUUCUCUUUCUCUUCUUGUAUCUUUUUCUUAUUGCAAAAAGUUUCAUCUUCUGGAAAAGGGAAGAGAAAACAAAAAGAGAGAUGCACAAUAGAAUGUCGAUCUGAACCGCUUCAGUCUUUAGUGUAUUAACAAAAGAAAAACGAAGAUUAGAAACUUUGAGGCAGAGACAGAACUGAGAGAGAGUGAGACACACACAGAGAUGGGUGGGGUGACGUCGUCCAUGGCAGCCAAGUUUGCCUUCUUCCCGCCGAACCCACCUUCGUACAAGCUGGUCAAGGACAACCUCACGGGUCUCCUGCUUCUCAGCCCGUUUCCCUACCGCGAAAACCUUCCCCACCGCGAAAACGUCGAGGUUCUCAAAUUGCCGACUCGCCGGGGCACCGAGAUUGUCGCCAUCUACAUUCGGCACCCCAUGGCCACCUCUACUCUACUUUACUCUCACGGCAACGCUGCCGAUCUGGGCCAGAUGUACGAACUCUUCAUUGAAUUGAGCAUCCACCUCCGCGUCAAUCUCAUGGGGUAUGACUAUUCUGGAUAUGGGCAAUCAUCUGGAAAGCCUAGUGAGCAGAAUACAUAUGCUGAUAUUGAAGCUGCAUACAAGUGUCUUGAGGAAAGCUAUGGUACUAAGCAGGAAGAUAUCAUCCUUUAUGGGCAAUCUGUUGGCAGUGGCCCCACUUUGGACCUUGCAACUCGACUGCCUCAAUUAAGAGCUGUUGUUCUGCAUAGUCCCAUACUCUCUGGCUUAAGGGUCAUGUAUCCUGUAAAGCGUACAUACUGGUUUGACAUUUAUAAGAAUAUUGACAAAAUCCCACUGGUCAAUUGUCCUGUUCUUAUCAUUCAUGGGACUUCAGAUGAAGUUGUUGAUUGCUCCCAUGGUAAGCAACUCUGGGAACUGUGCAAGGAGAAGUAUGAACCACUGUGGCUUAAAGGAGGAAACCACUGCGAUUUGGAGCUGUAUCCUGAAUAUAUUAGGCAUCUCAAGAAAUUUAUCUCAACUGUUGAGAAGUCUCCUUCCCAAAGAUACGGUUCCAGGAGAAGCACAGACCAGUUUGAGCAGCCUAGGAAGAGUACUGAUUUUUAUGAAGUUUCAAGGAAGAGCACUGAUCGGAGAGAGAAACCAAGGAAGAGCACUGAUAGGCCUGAAAAAAUGAAAAAUCUGUCCACCAAUGUUGAUAAGCUAGAAAAAUCAAGAAUCUCAUUUGACCAUGUGGAAAGGUCUAGGAGAAGCGUCGAUUGUCAUGAGAAGUCUCGGAAAAGCAUCGAUCACCCACUGGAAAGAGCACGAAAGAGUGUUGAUCGGCUGGAUAGAAUACGAACUGGAUGAUUUUUCAUAUAAACCAGUUGUAAAAUUCAUUCACGGGUUUGGUAUUGUGGGGGAUUUAUUUGGGUUUUUCUUUUUCUCUAAAAGCAUGGUUUUACAGCUGUGUAGCUUGGCUUAUGGCAGUUCUAUAUAACUAUGGUAUGAAAAUGAGAAUGGGCAUGGUGUUACAA